This is a messenger RNA of Micropterus salmoides (largemouth bass), 4925 nucleotides long. It is a transcript of the gene slc52a3-2a, whose product is annotated as riboflavin transporter 2. Gene Ontology annotation, molecular function: riboflavin transmembrane transporter activity. Gene Ontology annotation, biological process: riboflavin transport. The transcript is spliced from 3 exons. Bases 1 to 1347 code for a protein of 448 amino acids. Gene Ontology annotation, cellular component: plasma membrane. The record is from RefSeq and is a predicted model, not a curated record. Lineage: Eukaryota; Metazoa; Chordata; Actinopteri; Centrarchiformes; Centrarchidae.
AUGUCCCUUCUCACCCACCUGCUGGCAUGUCUGUUCGGGAUGGGCUCCUGGGUCUCCAUCAACGGCCUGUGGGUGGAGCUGCCCCUCAUUGUCCCUCAGAUCCCAGAGGGUUGGUACCUGCCGUCUUACCUCUCUGUCCUCAUCCAGAUGGCCAACGUUGGGCCUCUCUUCGUCACUCUGAUGCAUCGCUUCCGGCCCGGCGCCCUGAAAGAGACAGUUGUCGUAUAUUUGAUCAUCAGCCUGGGUACUGUGGCGAGCUUCCUGCUGGGUUUCUUCUGGAAGGAGACUGUUGUUGUAGCUGGUGCUCCUCGCAGUGUAGCCCUCCUCGUCUUAACCUUCUUUCUCUCUGUUGUUGACUGCACUUCCUCUGUCACCUUCCUGCCCUUCAUGAUGCGCCUCAAGCCCCAGUAUCUGACCACCUACUACAUCGGGGAGGGUGUGAGCGGCCUGCUGCCUGCUCUAGUGGCUUUGAUACAGGGUGUUGGUGUGGUCCACUGUAUUAACAGUACACAGUCAUUUAACCACACCCUGAACAUCUCCAACAGUGUUUUGACCUUUGACCUCCAGGCCCAGUAUCAGCCAGCCAACUUCUCAGCUGAGGUGUUUUUCUUCUUCCUCAGUGCCAUGAUGCUAGUGUGCCUGGUGGCAUUCCUGCUGCUGAACUACCACCCAUCUGUGGCCAGGGAACAUCCCAACGGUCGAUACAACAACAGGGUGAAAGAGGAAUCUCAGAAAAACAGGAAGUGGGCCGAGCAAAAGCCCAUGAUGGAUCCAUAUAGACCCGCAAACCAGAAGCCCAGAAGCACUUUUGGCACUGGCUCUUACAGCUGGAUGCAGGUGUUUUAUAUCUUUGUGAUCCUGGCCUGGGCGAAUGCACUAACCAAUGUGGUGCUUCCCUCGGUGCAAUCCUACUCAUGCCUGCCGUACGGGAACAACGCCUAUCACUUAUCAGCCACCUUGGCUUCUGUGUCUAACCCUCUCGCCUGCUUCAUCGCCAUGUUCUUCCCUUUAAGAUCUCUGCUGCUGAUGGGAGCUCUCACAGUUGUAGGCAGUGGAGUCGGAGCUUAUAUAAUGAGCAUGGCAGUGCUGAGUCCAUGUCCACUGCUGGUUUAUGAAACUUCAGGUGGUGUCAUCAUGGUGUUGGCCUGGAUCCUCUUUGUUCUCACUCUGUCCUAUGUGAAGGUGAUCAUCGGGGUGAUCCUGCGUGACGAGGGCCACAGCGCUCUCGUGUGGUGUGGAGCUGUAGUGCAGUUGGGCUCUCUGCUGGGAGCUGUGACCAUGUUCCCAGUGGUCAGUGUGUACAGCUAUUUUUCCUCAGGGGACCCAUGCAACACAAACUGUCCCUGAAUAAAAACAUCACGCAGAAGAGACUGGAGGAAGCAAAGGCGCUAAAGGUUUCAAAUCUUUUUUUACAUAGAUAUUCAAUGGAGGAAGCCUAUCAAUUGUUCUUUUUUAUUAUUAUCUCCAUUUAUUUACCUUGCAGCAUUUGAUUGUGAACCUUUCAUUUGAGGGCUUCAAAUCACAAAGAAAUAGGUGCAUAGAUACAACAAGACAAACUAGUUAUAAUGUAGCCUCACUGACAAUGCUGCUUCACACAGGGUGACACCUUUGCAGAUGCUAAAGUGGUGAAUUUAUGUUGUUGCUGGAUACAGUUUGGACUUCAAGAGGAUUUAAUUCUGGGCGCUGUGACUCUCACCUGACAGCGGUAUGUGUGGCUGUACUACAUUUAUUUACAUUUUUUUAGAUCUUCAGCCAAGAACAAAAGUAAAUUGAACUGAUAAUAAUGCAGGGCAAGCAUUAACAAAUUCAACAACAGAUGAUUAUUCAAUAAAAUAAAAAUGCAAGAAGAAAAUUUGUAUAAGACUAAAGUUACUCCAACAAUACAGAAGCAUAUUUUCUGUUUCAACCUUUGAAGUAUUACUUGACUUUACCAAAACUGAAACUACACUCAUUUGUGAGUGCUUGCCUUUUUAUUUGGUUCAACCAGUUUAUGUCCAGUUAAUGUUAUGUUAAGUGUCCGAUACCUUUCUGUUCAUGUGAGUGGUCUAAAAUUUCAGUGUAUUGAGAGUAUUUCUGUUACGCUUGACUCCAUCUGAUCAGUACUGUUUGAAGAAAAACUUAUCUACAUAAGUUGUGUUGAAACGAUGGAUUUGUAAUAAUUCGCAUUAUUGUUUUUGGAUUUACACAUACAUUUGCUUUAAUCAUGUUGUUUAUUUUAUUAUAUGACAUUGCACUAGAGAGACAUAAUCCCAACAUAACUAGGAACAUAAUGCACUGGUUGUCUUUAUAUGCUGACCUGACAAUCAGUGGAUCUUGAACACAAUUCACAGAUGUUUCAGAAUAACAAGAGUAAUUAACUCCCUACAAAGAAAAAAAAUACAAAAUGAAUAAAGUUAGUAAGUAAAAUUAAGUAAGAAAUUAAUAAUAUUUUGGGAAGAUUACACAGCAAACACACACGUCCAAACAUUCAAAUCCCCCACCAAAUAUUCAAAUGCCCCUACAUACCUUCAGUCCACCCACACAGGUGUUUUUACUUCAUUUGCCUGUAUAUACCUCUUCUGGUGACCGUGAGUAACAUGUCCCUCACUCUCCUACAAGCUUUGUUGCACCUGUUAAGGUAGGAAAACUUACUUUUUACUUACUUAAAGUGAUGUUCUUAUAAGAAUAUUCAGAAGAUUUUGGCUGCAGAGAUUUGUUCCCGUUCAGCCAUCAGCACAUUAGUGAGGUCCAACACUGAUGUUGAGAGAUCAGUUCAUUCCAAAGGUGUUGGAUGGGGUUGAUUGUCAGAAGUCUUUGCAGGCCAGUCAAAUUAUUCCACACAACACUCAGAAAACCUUUCUGGCCCUUUGUCACAUGGGGCAUCGUCAUACGGUAACAGGGAAGCCCAAACCAUAAAUAGACCCAGAUUUAAGGUAUACACAAACAGCAUGGGGGUCUGCAUAGUUAUGACCACAUGGUAUGUAUCAAAUAUAAAUUAUGUACUUUAUAUAGAACAUACAAAUAAAACAUUUAUAUAUUUCCAUCACCACAGACACUCAGUAAAGUGCAAAAGAAACAAUCUAUCAAAACAAAUCUAAUUUACAUAAUAUUUUCACAUGAUGGUAUUAUAUGGUGACCAUCAUAUCUUCCACACUCUAUAAUCCGUUCAAUAAUUUCCUUUUUGACAUAAGAGGCAGAGCUGCUUUUGAGGAAGAAAUCAUGCAAAAUUGAAGACUAAUUCAGUCAAUAGAGAUGCCAUGGCUCCUUAUGUUGAGGAUUAACACAACCAAUGACAUUAUUUCUCCAUCAAAGAAUUAAAAUCUUCAUCCUGCAUUUCUUUGGGUAUCUAAAACUUCUAGAUUACCAGUUUAUAUUAGAUGCUUGUUUUUUCUUAACUAUGAAUGUGUAAGAAUACAAAUUUCUAAUUCCAAGUAAUGGGAAUGUUGUUAAGCAUUGUCAGAUUCAAUAUUCUCAAUAGUAGAAGAUUAAAAAAAGGUCCUCUGGCUUUCUUUUCUCACUUGAUGCAGGUAAACAACUUCCCUUGGGUUAAGAGGUAAAACAGCGGAUGCACAAUACUCCCGACAGACAACAAGAAUAUACAUCCAGGUGUAACCAUACAGUCAUAUAUAUAUUCAUUCCCAGACAUGAGCCUUUGCAGUAAAAUAACUGGAGUAUAACAAAACAAGGCGAUGGCUGAAGUGGCACGGAGAGUAUGAAAGGCUUUCUUCUUGGCAGGAUGCAUCUUCUCUAAACCUGGGCCAGACUUCUUCAGCACCAUCGCAAUCCUGAUGCUGCACCGCAACAUUAUUGCAAUCAUAAUGCACAACGCAUUAAACUGAAUAAUCUGUAAUACUUGCUGAUUGAGAAAGGAGGCGAGUGUUUCUGCUAAAACACUCGCCAAAGCAGUGGGCACAGUCAGGAGCCACAUUGUCACAACAAAAACCUCCCUGCAUCUGUAUUUCUUCAACAAAAAAUAAGACAUGGGGUGAAUUACAGCAACAUAUCUCUCUAUGGAGAUAAAACACAAACUCAUUGGCCCUCCGACUUGUGCAUACACAAGCAGAAACUUGAGGAUCUGUUGCUGGGCGUUUGGCAGCAAAAACAUGGCAGCUAAAUGGAAGGUUGAUGUCAAGUACUGGAAGUUGUGGAAGAGAGCCAGAUUAAAAUUCAGGAUAUCUAUGGUUUUCUUGGAUGUUAAGGUGAUCCACAGCAGUCUGGUGAUCAGUGGUUGUCCCAUGAGAAAAGUAAUGAUGUCGAUCAGUGAGAGAACCAUUAUAUAGGCCGGUCCAAAGUGACAGACAUCAGAUUGGUUGGAGUUACGUGUGACAUUGCUGAAUAAAUUCUCCAUCUGACCAGACUGGUUUUCAGAGCUGAAAGAAACAAACCAUCAGAGAGAAGCUGCUGAUGGAGAUUUAAACAUCUAUAUUAGCUUAGUGAUUUCACAUAAAUACAGAGACAUAAACUUGCAUAACCUUUUUCUGUCUGAAUCCUUCGGUCUUUAAAGUGUUUGACCUCAGAAAAGUAAAUUUUUUGAUGCAAUUUCACUUAUUCUAUUCUUAUGAGUAAAAAAUUAUUUUGCAGUAAAUAAGGUUUUGCUUUUUAAAGAAAUACCUAGUAUGUACUAGUAUCUUGAAACUAUUGAUCACUGCGCAAAAAUUAAGAAAAAUGACAAUUUUACACUUGAAAAAUGUAUUUGAAACAAUUUGUUUUGAGUUGAAUAAAGUCAAAAUAAUAUCACUGUACUGGCAGAUUUCUCACUUUGUUUUGAGAACGUAAGAUCUUUAAGACUUAACUACAGACAAAUAAACCUGAAAACAUUUUUUUCUUGCUGUGUAAUCAUGUAAAAUUAACAUUUUAGAUUCAGUUUAAGUUGUGUAAGGACGUAAAGCAGACAUAAUAAACAUGAGAUAUUGCAAUUUAACAAAAUUAAAUAUUGUUUAAUAGUC